Messenger RNA from Suillus paluster, 542 nucleotides. RefSeq lists its product as uncharacterized. The transcript has 3 exons. The annotation marks the transcript as partial. Lineage: Eukaryota; Fungi; Basidiomycota; Agaricomycetes; Boletales; Suillaceae. The record is from RefSeq and is a predicted model, not a curated record.
UAUAAACGAUGCCUCGACUUAGAGGCCCAGGCUUGCAUGCUUGAACCAGCGCUCACACACGCUCGACUACUGGGUUUCAUGUUAAUAUAUGCCCCAAGUGCUCCUGGUCGUGACAAUAUCGUCAGUGAAAUUAUUGGAUGUAAAGAUGUCGAUGCCCUUUCCGGUCUUGGGCUAUCUUACUUCAAUCAUUUCCUGCAUUUGUUCGUUUAUUCCGAAGAAUCCGAAGAAUCCAAAAAUUCGCCUUUCAAGAGAACCGUGAGUACGCGUUGAGACAUGCUCUUCGAAGCAGCCCUAGAAAUCAGUACUCGGUAAACACUCAUGCGAGUGUGCCUCAUCUUAUCAUCAUCUGGCCUGCCUCUCAUUUCAUUCAGGCACUUGCUCGUGAUGUUUAUCGCUGCGUCCUCACUGCGAUUCACAUCAUCCGGCUCUCUACGGACGGAGAUAGAGCCUUUCGCAGGUUUCAACCUUGCUCAAAAACUCAAUGGUGCUGAUUUCCUAUUGCCUUCAAAAUAUAUUGAUUAUGGAAGUGAGCAUGUCGAUGU